CGAACCGCGCGAGAGAGACUAUCAGGUUACCAUAGAUACACUCAUCAAACUAAUGUUAAUACGAAUCGAAGCAAGAAGUAUAAACAAAUUAUCAGAAUCCCACAUAAAAGGAAUUAAUUCAUAACAGGAAUCAGUCAACAGGAUGAAGGAGAAGUCGAAUAGCUUUACACAGAACUGAUAAAACACACACACAGCAGAACUCUCAGUGCCACGGACAUCAUGGAGAAGUCUAGAUUUUCAGGCAAUAGUUUACCAUGUGGCUUAAAUUCCAGCUCUGCCAUGCAAACAAGAGGAAGAGGAGGAGACCAUGUUACAGACAGCAAGUCCCAAGCCACCACAAACCUUAAAGAGACAGCGCGUCUCGAGGAGGAUAAGAAGAAAGAAAAUAAAGGCAUAAAACAUGAAGCAGGCUGUGCUAAACAAACCCGGAAGUGUCCAUUUGAGGCCUAUUUAGUAAAGUGCACACAAUUAGAGAAGGAAAACCUAGAGGUUAAAAAGAAGCUUAAAAAGAUGGAGAAAUAUUCCAGAGAAUGCAAAUCAGAGCGGCAGAGAUUUGUGGAGAGGUUUAAAGAGUUUAAUAACCUCAACAAAGACCUGGACACAAGGAACAAACAACUUCUCGUUAAAAACCAGCAAAUGAAGCAAAGAAUUACAGAGGUCUUAAAGCAGAACGGACUUCAGUCUGAAGAUCUGGAGACCGUCUCGUGCCGUGAACACUGGGAGAAGCAGCAACUAAGAGAAACACUCGUUGUUCUCCAAGACCAGGGAAAGACCUUAACGGAACCAGUCAGGGAAUCUCAAAAAAUGAAACGGGAUUCAGAAAUAGUUGAAGAGAGGAAGAUAACGCAGCUUCAACAGGAAAACCAGACUCUAAGAGAGAGACUGGACCACAGCAGUCAGGUCAUAAAAGAUGCUGAAAGUAGAGCAGAGAGAGCUGAGGAGCAGCUGGAUGAAGCAGAAUGUUGCCUGCUCACCGUAGAGACUGAGAGGAAUCUACUGCGUCAGGAAGUAAAGAGACUCCAUCAGGAAUAUAUAAGCCUUACUAACAGCAUCUCACUGCAGCUGAAAGGAAACAACAAAGCUGCCGCUCUCAGGAAACCCCACCACAGCACAGCACAGUCCACCAGCUCAGCAUCCUAUAAGAGGAAACACAACUUGGCAGAUAAAGGUUCAAUUUGAAGACAUACAACCAAGGAGAUAGAGAAAAUACCUUGGAAAAAUAUUUGGGAGCGUUACUGAGACAGCUAUUAUGCACACACACACACACACACACACACACACACACACACACACACACACACACACAUAUAUAUA
Molecule: messenger RNA, 1314 nt
Organism: Carassius carassius (crucian carp)
Lineage: Eukaryota; Metazoa; Chordata; Actinopteri; Cypriniformes; Cyprinidae
Gene: ccdc110
Product: tropomyosin
Exons: 3
Coding region: 220-1179 (319 amino acids)
Source: RefSeq, a predicted model, not a curated record